Symbiodinium necroappetens is the source of this 438-nucleotide messenger RNA. The record is from the annotation of a GenBank genome assembly. NCBI's taxonomy places the organism in Eukaryota, Dinophyceae, Suessiales, Symbiodiniaceae.
AUGCCCACUCAUGCCGAGCAGCGGGUGCUGCCCUACGAGCCGCAGAAACUCUUCGAUCUGGUGGCCGACGUCGGGCGCUAUCCCGAGUUUCUCCCCUGGUGCAUCGCCGCGCGCGUGCGCCGGCGCGAGUCCGACGGCCGGCGCAUCGUCGCCGACCUGGUGAUCGGCUUCAAAAUGAUCCGCGAGCGCUUCACCAGCCGGGUCGACCUCUACCCGGACACCGGCGAGAUCCACGUCGAGUAUGUCGAGGGGCCCUUCAAGUACCUCAACAACACCUGGCAGUUCAUCGAGCACCCCGAGGGCUGCCUGAUCGACUUCUACGUCGACUUCGAGUUCCGCUCGCGCUUCCUGCAGAAGAUGAUCCAGCCGCUGUUCAACGAGGCCGUGCGCCGCAUGGUCGCCGCCUUCGAGGCCCGCGCCCGCGAGCUUUACGGGUAG